GACCUGAUUUCCAGUAGCACUGACCAUUCAUGGCUCGUAUGUUGCCUUCAGUUGGAAAUACAGCCUGAGGUACCUCCAGCUGGAUGGUCACCCUGGCAGUAUUUUAAUUCAUCACGUUGUAUGGAAUCCCACUGCGGCCCACGCACAGACCAAGAGUGCCACCAAAGAGAUGCUGUUGAAGAAUGCUGGACAUGAAAAUGAGUUGAACAUUAUGAAAUCUCCUGUCCCUCUGGGUUGCCAAUCAGUGGUCAUCUAACAUCAUCUCAGAGGAAAACCAGAAGAGCUCCACUCUAACUCCUGUAAGGGUUAGUCCAUUAUGGAAGAUCAAACAAUUUUCUGGCGCUGGUUUUGUGAAAUUCGGCUGCUGCCUUGGAGCCUCCAUUUGAAAAAGAAAUUAACAUUGAGGAACAAUUAAAGAGGAAAAUCAGCUCCAGAGAAUGAGCACUAUAAGUGGUACUGGGAUAUUAGUCAGCUUAACAACGGUGUCUGUCACGCUAGAUUUUAGUUUGCACGGUGGUCUGAUGGCUUGGCCCUUAAGCAACAAUUUGACUCUGAAUCAGAGUUUGCCCACGUCCGACCCUCUUAAUGCCUCUGAGUGGGGAGAAGUCUCUCGUAUGUCCAUGAGGCAGAAGAACUGGCCAGCCCUCCUGAUUUUGGUUAUCAUUCUGCUGACUAUUGGUGGAAACAUCCUUGUAAUUAUGGCUGUCUCCUUGGAGAAAAAGCUACAGAAUGCCACAAACUACUUCCUAAUGUCCUUGGCGGUGGCAGAUAUGUUGGUGGGGAUCCUAGUCAUGCCCGUUUCCCUCAUUACAAUUCUAUACGAUUCUGCUUGGCCUUUGCCUAAACAAUUGUGUCCCGUAUGGAUUUCCCUAGAUGUGCUCUUUUCAACUGCCUCUAUCAUGCAUCUCUGUGCCAUCUCUCUUGAUCGGUAUGUAGCAAUACGCAAUCCCAUUGAGCACAGCCGCUUCAAUUCCCGCACCAAGGCUAUUAUGAAAAUUGCUGCAGUUUGGACCAUAUCAAUCGGGAUAUCCAUGCCCAUCCCGGUCAUAGGAUUGCAGGAUGACUCCAGGGUGUUUGUGAAUGGGAGCUGCAUUCUGAAUGAUGAAAACUUUGUCCUUUUUGGGUCCUUCGUGGCAUUCUUUAUCCCGCUCAUCAUCAUGGUGAUCUCGUACUGCCUGACUGUCCAGGUGCUGCAGAAGCAAGCGACGGUGUUCAUGUACGGCGAGGUGCCCAAGCAGCGAAGGAGCAGCAUGAACUGCCUCAAAAAAGAAAACAACACAGAGAACAUCUCGAUGCUCCAGAACCACGAGGCGGCCUCCCACUUGAACUCUCCCGCAAAUAAGGAAGCCGUGCUCUUUCGGAAAGGGACCAUGCAGUCUAUCAACAACGAGCGCAGAGCCUCCAAGGUCCUGGGCAUUGUCUUUUUUUUGUUUCUUAUCCUGUGGUGUCCAUUUUUCAUCACUAACAUCAUGUCCGUUCUUUGCAAGGAAGCCUGUGAUGGGAGCCUCCUGGGCGAACUCAUGGACGUGUUUGUGUGGGUUGGUUACAUUUGUUCUGGGAUUAACCCCCUGGUAUACACACUCUUCAAUAAAACCUAUCGCAGGGCUUUUGCCAACUACAUCUGCUGCCAGUACAAGCCCAGUAAAAAAUCAACACUGCAACAAAACCAGUGUCUGAAUGUCGCUUCCACAGCUUCGUACGGGAAAGACCUUACUUUAAAUAGCUACCGAAAUGGCAAUGAACUCAACAGCAUGGAGUUGGAUGAAACUGAGGAGGGCUUAGAAAUGCAACCAGGGACUUCAGAGCUGUCGAUAAACAACUGCAAUGUUGUAAGCGAAAGGGUGAGCUGUGUGUAAUCGAGUCUCACCCGUGGCUCUGCAGCUGAAAUAUACCUGUGUAAAAAUGUAUGUGUCAGUCAAAGAACAAUGUAAAUACUGCAUCCUGAACAAAGCUUUUUUUAAAAAAAUCAUCUUUCCAGCCCAGUGCUUUAAAUCCUACAUACACUGAGGGGAGGUUUAAAGUUCUAUAUUUACUGUUCCUACUAGAUCAAAAAUAUCAAGUAUUUUGCUUAUAUCAUGGACAAAAUGCUGACAUUUUCUUCCAGUGUAUGAACAAAAAUGCUGAAUACUUA
Molecule: messenger RNA, 2131 nt
Organism: Mauremys reevesii (Reeves's turtle)
Lineage: Eukaryota; Metazoa; Chordata; Testudines; Geoemydidae
Gene: HTR2C
Product: 5-hydroxytryptamine receptor 2C
Exons: 5
Coding region: 438-1856 (472 amino acids)
Biological process (GO): G protein-coupled receptor signaling pathway, coupled to cyclic nucleotide second messenger; locomotory behavior; feeding behavior
Cellular component (GO): dendrite; plasma membrane
Molecular function (GO): G protein-coupled serotonin receptor activity; neurotransmitter receptor activity
Source: RefSeq, a predicted model, not a curated record